AUGCUAUUGGAACUAAAUCCUGAAACUCCAGUUGUUGGUUGCGAAAUCAUUCUUAUUGGUUCUGUUCAUUCUAAAGCAGGUUAUGUUAUUCCAGACGACUCAUUGGAUUACAACUGGUAUAGGCUGCAAAACGAAGAGAGACUCAUUUGCUGGGAACACCCUAGUCAAAUAGCUACUUUCCAGUGCAGAGCUUGUGCAGUAUCAGGCAAACAUGUUAAGGAGACUUUCCACUGCACUGUGAAGUGUUACAAUGAUCAUUGGCUGAACCACCACAAAAGUCAUCCUAAAGUAGCAGCCUCGUUACAGAUGAUUACAGAAGUUGAGAAUCAUGGGUAUGACUGUACUUGCUCCUCGUGUUCGGCUUUUGAUGUGUCCCCUGCUUUUGAUAUGGAUUUACUAGUUAAUAAUAAUGCAAAAGCAGUACAUAGGUCAUGGGUUAAAGUGGGUAUUUCAAAAACCUAUACACCCACAAUAGCGGAUUUUGGAUAUAGAUUAAAACUGGAAGUUGUUCCAACAGUCUUUUGUGCAGGAAUCCCUUGGGUCCCAGCCGAAUUACAGACUAAUCAUGUAAUCGUUGCACCUCCGCCUCGCUAUAUGAUUCCAGUUAAACCUUUGGAUUGUUUUAGUAACUUUAAUUUGGAAUCACAAAUAUGUGCUGAUAGGCCUUUUAGUGUGCUCUCGUACAAUGUCCUUGCUGACAUAUCAUUUGUCUCCAGGAGGUUCAAAGUGAUCAUUUUGAAGACUUCUUUAAGCCCGAGCUUCAAAGGUUUGGCUACUCAUCUGUAUAUAAGCGAAAAACGAAGGGGUUGUUUACUUAUAAAAGAGAGUACACAUGAUGGGUGUGCCACGUUUUUUCGCUUUGAUAAAUUCAGACAAGUUGAGAAAUAUGAGCUCGAGUUUAAUACUAUUGCACAAGAACUAGCCGAGUCACUUGAUGAAGAUCAGAGACAUAGCAUGAUGAAGAAUAAUGUUGCACUUAUAACAAUAUUGGAGACAAUCGAAACUGAACCACUUUGUGACACAUCAAUUCGUAGAAUUUGUGUGGCAAAUGUUCAUGUAUCUGCCAACCCACAAUUUAUGGAUGUAAAACUAUGGCAGGUUGGAACCCUUAUUGAAGGUCUGGAGCGAAUUGUAGCUCAUUCGUAUGUUCCGGUUCUCAUUUAUGGGGAUCUUAACUCUCUUCCAAGAAGUGCUGCUCAUAAUCUUCUAGUUAAUGGUAAGGUGAAUCCUAUGCAUGAGGAUUUGGUGAAGACUCCUUAUGAAAUAUUUCAACAUCUCAAGCUUUCUCAUGAACUGCCACCUCUGGCGAGUGCAUAUUCAUCCUUCUCAAGAGCGACGAAUGGGGAUUCUAAACAAUGGAGUAUGAUGAAUCCAAAUACACAGGAGCCUCGAUUCACUAUUGCUAGACCCAAUUUCCGUUCUGCAAUAGAUUAUAUUUUUUACACAGAGGAUAUGUUGACAGUGAGAAGUCUACUAGAAUUGGUUCAUCUGAGGUCUGCAAUUAGGGAUACAGCUUUUCCAUCAGCAAUGUGGCCGUCGGAUCACAUUGCCCUCAUGGCUGAAUUCUCAUGGAAGACUCCACGCCAAAAUCAACUUGUGAAUAGUCGUGAUAUAACGUACAGUUCUGUAUAAUAAAGAAACUAUACCUUAAAUUCAAAUUUAGCGUUGGCAUCUGUCGUUACACAAGGUUGUUAGAGACAUACAGUUAAAAAACAGUCCGUUGCAAACAGAAGAGGGAGAUACAAUUACACAAUAAUGUUAAUGAAAUUGUAGAACAAGUAAAACUAUUUUCUUUGUCCUGCCAUCCUAUGAGAUACAAUGACAAACUUCUUAUGUAAUACUGUAAUAUCCUACAAGGGUGUUUGUGGUUGUCUUGAGCAUUCUCAUUUCUACUACAAUGGCAUAGUGAUGAAAUACUGGAAUGAGGGGAGACUUCCAGCCCUUGGAGCAUCAACGAUGGUAGAUGCUAGAAAUGCCAACAAAAGAACAAACUAAGUUGUUUUUCUUUGUUUUUUUUGAAGCAUGUGAUUUUAUUUAAUU
Molecule: messenger RNA, 2040 nt
Organism: Papaver somniferum (opium poppy)
Lineage: Eukaryota; Viridiplantae; Streptophyta; Magnoliopsida; Ranunculales; Papaveraceae
Product: carbon catabolite repressor protein 4 homolog 2-like
Exons: 12
Coding region: 1-1632 (543 amino acids)
Biological process (GO): nuclear-transcribed mRNA poly(A) tail shortening
Cellular component (GO): CCR4-NOT complex; nucleus; cytoplasm
Molecular function (GO): poly(A)-specific ribonuclease activity
Source: RefSeq, a predicted model, not a curated record